UUCCAAUUCCACCUCUUGCUGCAUCCUCAAUUUGUCUGACUGACUAAUCGCUAUUUCGCCAUCACUGCUAUUGCAAAUCGCUGCACACAUCUACCACUUAUAUAACCCUCCUCAGUUCUUUUAAAGAGCCUUAUUACACCGCAACCCAACUGACAUCCCUCUAUCAGUUCUUUUAAAGAGCCUUGUUACACCGCGAAUAACCGGCCUCGGGCCCCCCAGUCGCAACCAUUUCGUUCUUCAGAGCCUUCUUCACGCGCGCCUCCAGCCCAGCAACCAUGUCCGCUACACGCACCAAGGUUCAGAGCAUCAUCGACGAGAACCCCGUCGCCGUCUUCUCCAAGUCCUACUGCCCGUACUGUCGAGCGGCGAAGCAGCUGUUGAGCGAGAACGGCGCAAAAUAUUUCGCGAUCGAGCUCGACCAAGUCGAUGAUGGCUCGGCAAUCCAGUCCACGCUCGCAGAGAUGACCGGCCAGACGACCGUGCCCAACAUCUUCAUCAACAAGAAGCACAUUGGAGGCAACUCGGAUCUGCAGGCAAAGAAGGCCGAGCUACCCGCGCUGCUCAAGGAGGCUGGCGCGAUCUAAUGAAGCACCGCAACGGACG
This is a messenger RNA of Westerdykella ornata, 603 nucleotides long. Its product is annotated as glutaredoxin. Lineage: Eukaryota; Fungi; Ascomycota; Dothideomycetes; Pleosporales; Sporormiaceae. The record is from RefSeq and is a predicted model, not a curated record. Gene Ontology annotation, molecular function: glutathione disulfide oxidoreductase activity. Gene Ontology annotation, biological process: cellular response to oxidative stress. The transcript is spliced from 3 exons. Bases 276 to 584 code for a protein of 102 amino acids. Gene Ontology annotation, cellular component: nucleus; cytoplasm.